AUGAAUGGUCGCCAAGCCCACUCGCAGCGGGUACUGCGCGUGAAAGAUCCACCCAUGUUCACGGGAAAAUUGGAACAUGUGGCCAGCUUCAUUACGCACGUCAAACUCGCCAUUGCUAUGAAUCGCGAUCAGUUCCGGGAUGAACUGGCCAAGAUAUGCUAUAUGUGCUCCUUCAUGUCCGACGAUGCGUUUGAUUGGGCUCGAAUCUAUCUGGAC
This is a messenger RNA of Radiomyces spectabilis, 216 nucleotides long. RefSeq lists its product as uncharacterized. NCBI's taxonomy places the organism in Eukaryota, Fungi, Mucoromycota, Mucoromycetes, Mucorales, Radiomycetaceae. The record is from RefSeq and is a predicted model, not a curated record. The annotation marks the transcript as partial. The transcript has a single exon.